AUGGGGACAGCAGCUCCAGACCUAUUAGUACAGCACGCGUUAGGAGCACUAAGCAGCCUACAGGGAUUCCCAGGAGGGUCAUUACCCCCUCCUCGGCUGCUGUCGCCUCAAUUCUCCGGUUCUCUUAACCGAAACUUCGUGCUGGAGAAUGAGGAAAUAGGUCGGGGUCGUUUCGGCGUGGUGCGGAGGUGUAGACACAGAGCGUCCAAUCGACCGUUCGUGUGCAAGUCUAUAAGCAAGAGUUCGUUACAGUCCGCGCAGCACAUUGACUCGUUACGGUCGGAGGUAGACGUCUUGCUGGCAGUGCGCGGGCUGCCGUGCGUGGUGCGAGUGGAGGAGGUGAUAGAGGAGCCCCACGUGGUGCACGUGGUCAUGGAGGCGUGCGGGCAGGGCGAUCUGUUCGACUACAUCGCGCAUUUCAACGGCAUGCCCGAGCCCCACGCCACCUGCCUCUUCAGGCAAAUAGUGGUGGCAGUGGCGGGGUGUCACAGCCUAGGCAUCAUACACCGAGACAUCAAGCCGGAAAACAUCUUCCUCGCCGUUAAUCCUGCCGCACCUGCUCCUCAUGCUGCUGCUCCUGCUGCUGCUGAGAAAACCUCUCCCAAUGCUUGCACCAACGCCAGCACUGCUUCUGCGGCUGCUGCUGUUCCUGCUUCUCCUGCUCCAGCCGCCAUGCCCGUUCCUCCCACCAGUCUCCUCAUGAGACUCGGCGAUUUCGGCCUUGCUCUGUUCCUGCACACCCAGCCUGGCGCCGAGGCUCGGGGGAGGGUCGGCAGCUCGUACUACAUGGCUCCAGAGGUGGUUCGGGGCGGCAGGUACGGGCUGCCAGCAGACGUGUGGAGCCUUGGGGUCAUCCUCUACAUCAUGCUCUCAGGAUUUGCCCUGGUGGAUGUUGAGGGUCUUUGGAGUUGCGAGUCCAGCAUGGCUUGA
Closterium sp. Yama58-4 is the source of this 930-nucleotide messenger RNA. NCBI's taxonomy places the organism in Eukaryota, Viridiplantae, Streptophyta, Zygnematophyceae, Desmidiales, Closteriaceae. The record is from the annotation of a GenBank genome assembly.